AACAGUGAGACCAAAAGCUAAGUGGUGCUCAAAGCAAACAACAUUUGGACCCCUUCUGUUUUGCUUCGUCUCUCUGUGCCGCUAUGUGGAAAGCUGUGCUCUUGGCUGUGUGCCUGCUGGUGGCUGGGGUUCAGCCCAUGGUAGACCCAAAUUAUGGGGUGAAACUAUGUGGCCGAGAGUUCAUCCGGGCCGUCAUCUUCACUUGCGGAGGCUCACGAUGGAGACGAUCACUCAAGAGCGCAGAUGUUUCUGAGGACCCAUUCAGCUCCCCGCAGGAGGAGUCCUCCGAGGGUUUGAGUCCCAACAACGUGGUGGAGAGGCUCCUCCAGAGGAACAGAGGCCUGAGCUUCACAGCCAGAGACGACCAGGAGGGAUUUUUUAAAAGGCCGGCCCGUUCGUUCAUCAAUGAGGAAAUCCUGGAAGCCCUGCGCAACGCCGACCGCAAGGGCCGGGACGUGGUGAUAGGCCUGUCCAACGCCUGCUGCAAGUGGGGCUGCAGCAAGAGCGAGAUCAGCUCCCUUUGCUGAGGGUCCACCUACUCCGUCUCACAGCGGCGGACUUAUACGCACAAGUACACAAACUAAAAUACACAACAUGCUCUCAUAUGUUUCUGUUCGUAAUGAACAGCCUUAACUUUUCAAUCUUCAAUCAAGCUGUUUUGUCGUUGCCAACCAGUAUCACACUUAUUGCAAUUGACUUUUUUCAUUCCGAGCUGCGUCCGAGAGUCCAACAGAAUGAAUUAUCAUUAUGUUUUCAUUUGACAACUACUGCAGAUUCAUUCAUAUGUAAUCUUGUUUGUCAAUUAGAAGUAGAAUGUUUUUGUUUGGUUUCAUAUCACAGAGUACUAAUUGGGUUAAAGGUUCAGAUCCAUAAUAAAAAAUGUAUUAAAAGAAGCCAUCUCAUUGCCUUUUAAAGUAGUGUUGAGGUUGCGUCUUUCUUCAAUUGCUGAGUUCCAAUAAUCUAAUUUUGCCUCAAAUAUGCUGUUUGUGCCUUUUUUGCAUUCGAUGUAGCCACAUACUUCCGUAAUACAUAACGUUACAUGGAUAACAGAAGGAGUA
Molecule: messenger RNA, 1058 nt
Organism: Pungitius pungitius (ninespine stickleback)
Lineage: Eukaryota; Metazoa; Chordata; Actinopteri; Perciformes; Gasterosteidae
Gene: rln3a
Product: relaxin 3a
Exons: 2
Coding region: 84-527 (147 amino acids)
Cellular component (GO): extracellular region
Molecular function (GO): hormone activity; G protein-coupled receptor binding
Source: RefSeq, a predicted model, not a curated record